GUGUGCAGAGCCAUUAAAUCCCAUUCUCAUCCCUGCAAAACCAAAUGGACGGCUCAGGGAGCCAACCGAGUUCAUCCUCUUGAAGCCAUUAGACCAAUUGCAGAGUGACGGGGGAGGGAGCUUGCCGCACUGAUCUCUGUUUGCAGCAUCCCUAGAGCUGCUUCUGUUGUGUGAAAUACAAGAAAGGGCAAGACGGAGGGGGGGGAGUAGAUCCUUGGAGGCAAUCGCAGAACGGAAAAGGGAUCUCCUGGAGGCUGCUGGGAUAGGGUUACUUCGGUGUGAAGAGUCCAUCUUCAGAGAAAAUGACUGUUUUGUCAAUGUAAACAGCCUGUGCAGUACCUGCAUUGCUAAAGGGGGAAGCAGAGGAGGAGGAGGAGGAGGAGGAGGAGGAGGAGGAGGUGGAGGAGGAGGAGGGACAGACACUGGAGGAAAUGCUGCCUCUUCCAAUGAAAUUUUUCCCUUCUGUAGCUAGCCCAAGCCUGCUGCAGCUCACCUCUGAACUCAUGCAUGUUACAUGUUAAGUUUUAGGUUUUUUUCUUCAGAUCAUAUGGCGUAAGCAUCAACAAUGGCUCAGCAGACCCCAGACCAGAGGGAUGACAUCUGUGUCGACCAUGAGGAACACUAGAGACUGAGCGACAGAACAACAUCCACAGAGAUUCAAAAAUACAUCAUACAGUUGAAACAGUUGCACCUGACCAUGGCUAUAACUGCAGCCAAGACAACUACGAGUUUUGUCUCCACAGCUGCCACAACCACCACAAUCCCUUUCCUCUCAAUGGGCACCAGCGCCAGAGACAAUAUCACCUCCAGAACAACAUUAAUGACUGUUACUAUAACAACAAACGAGACCAGCUUCAACGCCACCACCUCUCCAGAAGCAGUGAUUGAGGGCUCGGGAAUGGGAAUGGUGCUUGUCCCGUUUGGCAUCAUCACCGUCAUCGGCUUAGCAGUGGCAAUAAUGCUCUAUAUCCGGAAACGGAAGCGGCUGGAGAAGCUGAGGCACCAGCUCAUGCCCAUGUACAACUUUGACCCGGCGGAAGAACAAGAUGACCUGCUGGAACAGGAACUACUGGACCAUGGUCGGGAAGGCAGCCUCACGGGUCCCAAUGCCAAGACUCUCACAACAUCCCAGGGGACCAUGCAGAGGCCCAGUCGUCUGGUCUUCACAGAUGUAGCCAAAGCUCUCAACGCUUAACAGUUCUCUUCCAUUAGUUUAUUUCAGUUUGCGGGGGCCACUGGCCUCAUCAAGAUAUAGACUGUUGCUCAGGAAGGAAAACAAAGGGAAAACUGGACUGUUUUUGGGAACAACUGGAGCUUUGGUGAAUGUUUUUAUCACCAGGACUUUGUACGUGAGAAGGCAGUGGUUUUCAAAUUAUCAGAAAAAAAGUAGGGUGCAUGUAUGAUAAGGGAGCAUAACGGGAAGCAUCACAUAUGAUCUUGCACUGUUAUCGUUUGGCGCACAAAAUGCAGUGUGAUGCACUUUUCUUAAAAUCAUGUUGUGUCAUUGUUGUUAAAAUGUUCGGUAGCUUGUCAGUGAAGUUCUUCAGAGCUUUGAUAUCUACUUCCAUGUUUGAUAUGAGAGGAGUGUAAAUUUGUGUUAUACUGAUUUUGUGGUCUUACGUCUCUGACAAGCUUGAACACUGGAUGUGUUAGCAUCCUUAAGUGAACUGUCCCUCUUCAUUUUGUUUCUUCUUUAUUGAGUAAUGAAGGAUUGAUUCUGUCUAUAUACAUUAAAACUAUUUAAACCAA
Molecule: messenger RNA, 1749 nt
Organism: Seriola aureovittata
Lineage: Eukaryota; Metazoa; Chordata; Actinopteri; Carangiformes; Carangidae
Exons: 5
Coding region: 698-1195 (165 amino acids)
Source: RefSeq, a predicted model, not a curated record